AGCCCCUCGCCCGAACAGCCUUUGGCCUGCCUGCUCCUCUUGCCCUUGGAUGGAGGGCUCUGAGGAUCUGGAGAGCAGCCUCCUGACACAGCCCUGGGCUUCUGUUUGCUUUGGCGAGUCUGCUUUUCUUGCCAAAGCGUACUUCAGGGAUACCGGCUACAUCCUGCUGAUCUCCGACCUCAGCAGCGUCUGGUACGAGAGUGCAGACGCCGAGGCUGUGGGACAAAGGUCCAAGGAGCUGAACAAGCGGUUGACGGUCCACGUGUCCUCCUUCCUGCACCGCUUGUGCAACCUGAUGUGCCCCUUGCUGGCCGGGCAACCAGACGACGCCACCUCCUUCUCCUGCCACCGUGCUGCUGGUGGCCUCAGCCUGCAUGUGAAGAGUGAGCUCUCGGGACUGCCCUUCUACUGGGACUUCCACUGCUGCCCUGCUCCUGUGGAGAUGGUGUCCCGUCACCUCGUGCGGCCCCUGAUUCGGAUGAGCCUGGCACUGCAGUACCAGGUGGAAGAGCUGACCUCCCUGCUGCUCCAGAAGGAUGCUGAGAUUGAAGACUAUAGGGAGAGUGGGGCCGCUCUCAGCAGAGACCGCCUGCGGACAGAGCCCUUCCAGGAGGAGAGGUUUCAGCAGAACUUCAUGGCUGAGAGCCUGCCCCAGAUCUGUGGUGCGGGAGAGGGGCAGGCAUUCGCCUCCGCUCUGCAGCAGCUGUACCUGGCGGUGAUGCAGCAGGAGGCCAAGCAGGCUCGGAAACGGCAGCACUCAGAGGCCACUGAGAUCCCGGUGCCUGCUGCAGAAACCGCAGGGCACCCCUGUCCACCGUCUCCAUCCCAGGAGGAUGAAACAGCGUCUUCCAGCGAGGGAAUCACGCCGGCUGCCUCCCCAGCUCAGAAGCCCCAGCUGCCUGCAGCCAAGGCCAAGCCAAAGAAGGCGAAGGGCCUCUUCAGCUGAAAGGUUGCUGCCACCCACCCCGAGGGUCUUUGCUCCCCCCAGCAUCUGAGAGAGGCAGU
Gavia stellata (red-throated loon) is the source of this 1005-nucleotide messenger RNA. It is a transcript of the gene NHEJ1, whose product is annotated as non-homologous end joining factor 1. Gene Ontology annotation, cellular component: DNA ligase IV complex; nucleus. Gene Ontology annotation, molecular function: DNA end binding. The transcript has 8 exons. The record is from RefSeq and is a predicted model, not a curated record. Gene Ontology annotation, biological process: double-strand break repair via nonhomologous end joining. NCBI's taxonomy places the organism in Eukaryota, Metazoa, Chordata, Aves, Gaviiformes, Gaviidae. The coding region runs from base 50 to 946 and encodes 298 amino acids.